AAAAUCAAGUAAUAGAGAAAUUGAUCGUCACAAAAUAUUUUUUUGCUCUUCUCUGUGGCGCGAAACUGAGAGACUCUUGAAUUUUCACUGAAGCAAAGCGCGUUGAUGUAUUGAAAGGUAAUGAAUUGGUGAUAGAAUAUGGGAUGUUCGUGUUUAAUGGAAAAUAAAAGUGAAUUACUUAAUCUGUUUGAUAAAGUUGGAUUAUAAUGUUUUACUGACCAUUAUUACCGGUAAGAUCUGAUGAGCGAACAGAGAGAACAAUGGGCCUGGUAUGCAUCGUCCACUAUUUGCCUCAUUGGUGGUAUGCUUCUGGGUACUGUAGGUGUCACAAUGAUAGUUAUUGGUUUGCACACAACAGACAAACUAGAAGACAGAGUUUGGGAAGUCUCCUUGCUCAUAGUUGGGUCAGCUUUCUUCAUCAUUCUACUUGGAGCUGUGGGAUGCGCUUAUUCGAGGAGCCGCGACAUCAUACGAAACAGAGAACAAAGUAUUAUUAAAUGCAUAGCAUUUCACACCAGCAUGGCCGAACUUCCGGAAGGCACAAGUGUGCCACCUUGUUGUUCUAACUCAGAAGCUGUGAAAAUAUGGACCACGAUCAAUCCUCAUUCAAGAAUGGCCUGGAAUUCAGAUAUACCAGGCUCUUUGGAAGAUGAAAAAGAUAGCGACAAACCAACAAGUGCUUGAGGCUCAAAACAAGCGAUUCAUACUAUGUUGUAUUGCAUUGUACAAAUUGUAAUUUAUAUUAACUGAUUAAAUGGGAAAGACGCUUUCAUUUGCAAAGAAAAGUGACAAUCAGAAACAUGCCUUUCUCUAUAAAAGUUUUGAAUUUUAAAUGUUUUCAUACUUUCAAAAUCGCUUUUACUACCUUCAUGGAAUGUUCUUAAGCGUAUUGCUCCAAACAUCAUAUUUUAUUAUUCAAUCAUUAUUUGCAAAGGUUUGUUUCAUACAAAUUAUGUGCUACGAAGCAUUUUAAUUUUCUUCUGAAUAAAGAAUUAAACUACUAGCAAACUGCAUUUUUAUUUUAAACUUUAUGUAAAUAAGAUAUUUAUUUAAGUUUUAACCUUUAAAAAUAAUCUUAUUUUACUCACUCUGUGUUUGUGUGAACUUGUGCAUUUUAAAUUUUUCCGUGCAUCAUACAAGAUUGUAUUUCAUUUAGUAAUUUAAAAGUAGGUUUGAUUUGUGACAUGAUCAAAAAAUUUAAUGAUGAGUUUAAUAGCAAAAAUGCUGAAAGGACUAAAUUGAAACUAAACUUAAUUCAUAAUCAAGGUAAAAAAAAUGAUGUACAGUUCGAGGUGGAAAGUUAAGAGCUUUCUAGAAAGUCAAUAACUUACAGAAGAUAUUAGUUUUAAAUAUUAAAAUUAACAAUAAAUUAUAUUAAUUGACUUUUAAAUUAAUAAUAAUUUUUGUUUUACACUUAAAAAUUUUCCUAUUAAAUUUUUCAAGCAGCACCAUAAAUUACAUCACUUAAACAGAAAAUGCAUUAAACUAACUGAAAUGCACAAUCAAAAUGUUAUGUGUGUGGCAAAUGCAUUCUAUCUCAUAGAACGUGUAUUAAUCACAAAUAGUAUCGUUUAAAAUUUUUUGUUCUUAUGAGUUUUGUUAACAAUUUGUUACUCACAGCAGAUCUCAUUCCACUUUUAUAGGGCAUAAAAUCAUCAGAAACAAAGUAUGGUGCAUCCAAGUUAUGAACGCUGUGAUGACAUUAGAAUUGAAUAUUUAUUACACUAUUGAUUUUGGGCAAAAUGGUGAAACAGAAAUUUUUUUGCUACACAUAUUCAAACUUUUGAUUUGAUUAGCAGAUAGCCUUUUAAAUAUUUUAAGAACCAUAUAAGUUAUAGAAAAAUGAAGUAUUUAAAGUUAUGGGGAUUUUUUUCCUUAACUGUUUAAUAUUCCAUUUUUACUAUUAAAAUUAUU
Parasteatoda tepidariorum (common house spider) is the source of this 1914-nucleotide messenger RNA. The record is from RefSeq and is a predicted model, not a curated record. Lineage: Eukaryota; Metazoa; Arthropoda; Arachnida; Araneae; Theridiidae.